GGCAGCCCGGGCCUCUCGGGGGCGGCGGGCCCGAGCGCCGCCAAGUCUCGCGCCGUCUCGCGAGAGCCGAGUCGAAGGAACAUGGCGACGUCUAAUCUGUUAAAGAAUAAAGGUUCCCUUCAGUUUGAAGACAAAUGGGAUUUCAUGCGUCCAAUUGUUUUGAAGCUUUUACGCCAGGAAUCCGUUACAAAACAGCAGUGGUUUGAUCUAUUUUCGGAUGUUCAUGCUGUCUGUCUCUGGGAUGAUAAAGGCCCAGCAAAAAUUCAUCAAGCUUUAAAAGAAGAUAUUCUUGAGUUCAUUAAGCAAGCACAGGCACGAGUACUGAGCCAUCAAGAUGAUACAGCUUUGCUAAAAGCAUAUAUUGUUGAGUGGCGAAAAUUCUUUACGCAGUGUGACAUUUUACCGAAGCCUUUUUGUCAACUAGAGAUUACUUUAAUGGGUAAACAGGGCAGUAACAAAAAGUCAAAUGUAGAAGACAGUAUUGUUCGAAAGCUCAUGCUUGAUACAUGGAAUGAGUCGAUCUUCUCAAAUAUUAAAAACAGACUCCAAGAUAGCGCAAUGAAGCUAGUACAUGCUGAGAGAUUGGGAGAAGCUUUUGAUUCUCAGUUGGUCAUUGGAGUGAGAGAGUCCUAUGUUAACCUUUGUUCUAAUCCUGAGGAUAAGCUUCAGAUUUAUCGGGACAAUUUUGAGAAGGCGUACUUGGAUUCAACAGAGAGAUUUUAUAGAACGCAGGCACCUUCUUACUUACAGCAGAAUGGUGUGCAGAAUUACAUGAAAUAUGCAGAUGCUAAACUAAAAGAAGAAGAAAAACGAGCACUCCGUUAUUUAGAAACGAGAAGAGAAUGUAACUCUGUGGAAGCGCUCAUGGAAUGCUGUGUUAAUGCCUUGGUGACAUCCUUUAAAGAAACUAUCUUAGCAGAAUGCCAAGGCAUGAUCAAGCGAAAUGAAACUGAAAAAUUACAUCUGAUGUUUUCGUUGAUGGAUAAAGUCCCUAAUGGGAUAGAGCCAAUGCUGAAGGACCUGGAGGAGCACAUCAUUAGUGCAGGCCUGGCGGAUAUGGUAGCAGCUGCUGAAACUAUUACUACUGACUCAGAGAAAUACGUUGAACAGUUACUUACACUAUUUAAUAGAUUUAGUAAACUCGUCAAAGAAGCUUUUCAAGAUGAUCCUCGAUUUCUCACUGCAAGAGAUAAGGCAUAUAAAGCAGUUGUUAAUGAUGCUACUAUAUUUAAACUUGAAUUACCUUUGAAGCAAAAAGGGGUAGGAUUAAAAACUCAGCCAGAAUCAAAAUGCCCCGAGCUUCUCGCCAAUUACUGUGAUAUGUUGCUAAGAAAAACACCAUUAAGCAAAAAACUAACUUCUGAAGAGAUUGAAGCAAAGCUAAAGGAAGUGCUCUUGGUACUUAAAUAUGUACAAAACAAAGAUGUUUUCAUGCGAUAUCACAAAGCUCAUUUGACACGACGUCUUAUAUUAGACAUCUCUGCCGAUAGUGAAAUUGAAGAGAAUAUGGUAGAAUGGCUCCGAGAGGUUGGGAUGCCUGCAGAUUAUGUGAACAAGCUCGCUAGAAUGUUUCAGGACAUAAAAGUGUCUGAAGAUUUGAAUCAAGCAUUUAAGGAAAUGCACAAAAAUAAUAAAUUGGCCUUACCAGCUGAUUCAGUUAAUAUAAAAAUUCUGAAUGCUGGUGCCUGGUCAAGAAGCUCUGAGAAGGUCUUCGUCUCACUUCCUACUGAACUGGAGGAUUUGAUACCUGAAGUAGAAGAAUUUUACAAAAAAAAUCAUAGUGGUAGAAAAUUACAUUGGCAUCAUCUUAUGUCAAAUGGAAUUAUAACAUUUAAGAAUGAAGUAGGUCAGUAUGAUUUGGAAGUAACGACGUUUCAGCUGGCUGUGUUGUUUGCAUGGAACCAAAGACCCAGAGAGAAGAUCAGCUUUGAAAAUUUGAAACUUGCAACGGAGCUCCCUGAUGCGGAGCUUAGGAGGACGCUAUGGUCUUUAGUGGCUUUCCCGAAGCUCAAACGGCAAGUUUUGUUGUAUGAACCUCAAGUCAAUUCACCCAAAGACUUCGCAGAAGGUACCCUCUUCUCAGUGAACCAGGAGUUCAGUUUGAUAAAAAAUGCAAAAGUUCAGAAAAGGGGUAAAAUCAACUUGAUUGGACGCUUGCAGCUUACAACGGAAAGAAUGAGAGAAGAAGAAAAUGAAGGAAUAGUCCAGCUAAGGAUACUCAGAACCCAGGAAGCCAUUAUACAAAUAAUGAAGAUGAGAAAGAAAAUCAGUAAUGCUCAGCUUCAGACUGAACUAGUAGAAAUUUUGAAAAACAUGUUCUUGCCACAGAAGAAAAUGAUCAAAGAGCAAAUAGAAUGGCUAAUAGAGCACAAGUACAUCCGAAGGGACGAGUCGGAUAUCAACACUUUCAUUUACAUGGCGUAACUUUGAAUAUCACGGACAAUACUCAGAACCAGAUUGUAGAGUGCUUGGGCAGUGAGUUGUACCAGUCUGUGCUGGAGGAAGGUUCAUUUGGACUUUGAUUACAUAAAUAUUCGAAUCUCUGCCUUACCUGACAAAGCAAUGGUCUUUUGCCACCCCAUUAGUCGGCAUGCUGGCGCUCCCUUCAUGUUGCACUCUUUCACAGCAUGCUGUUUUGUGGAGAAACUUGCGUUCAUGAAGAGCCCAUUAGGAACUUUGAAAAGUCGGUUUGAUUUACACCCGCUAGAAGAAAGCCGGUUGGGAAGGUUGAGAGCGGGCAGAAUUCUAGAUGCGUUCGUUCUCUCUCUCUGUCUCUCCCCCCAACCCCACACGGAAAUGUACUUGCACAUGGACGGAUCUUCGGAUGUUUGUGCACUGAAAAAUGCUGUUAUGGUUUUUUUAAAUGCAAUUAAAGCUAGAUGUAGCACUGUUGGUUUCUUUUGAUCAAAAGAGUGGGCUUCUCUGCACAGCUCGGGGGAGGGCAGGCGUAGCGAGGACUGACAGGUGGAGGGUUCCUGCUCUGCCGUGUAAUAAUCUGGAUUUGAUGGGGACUUCGGAAUGGUAGAACAUUUUUCCAGCUACGAACAUUGGCUUUCUUCAAGCAGGAGACUGCUGUUUUGAUUGGUUGUUUUAUGAUAAAGAUUUUUUUUAUGUCUUACAUGGCUAGAGAAUUUGUUUUGAAAAAAUGAAGCUUCUAUUGUGGUUUCAGUUGUUGAAAAAUAAGGUAAGGAAAUAUAGGUCAUGCGAUCACAGGGGCGUAAUUGGAAAACCAGUAUAUGAAGUGUGUUUAUUUACAUACUUUAUAGACCUAAUAUUUAUCAUACCAUGUACAUUUAUUAAAGACAUGGCAGAUGUCCCCUGCUCUGAUACGAGGCAAUUGUACACGUGAUCUCUUAAUUUGCAGCAUAAAAAUAUUUUGAUAUUUUAAAGUUUCAUUAUUAGGGAUUUAUCACCUGAGGUUUCUAAAAGGGAAGACAUUCUGUUUUAAACGUGAAGUAACAAGCAUUAGCCACCCAAGAGGAAGACAGAAAUCCAACAGCGCAAGACAUGAGUAACAGCUAGGGACAUGCACAGCGGUAAAACACUUCCUUGCCUUGCAUGUGUGAGGUCUGGGUUCGAUUCCCAGCACCUCCCAGAAAUUAAGGAGGGAGCAAAGACCGGAGGAACGGAAGCAAAAUGGUUGCAUUCUUGAGAUGAGCAGUAAACUUGCCAAAUAUAUGUACAUAUAUAUUUAUAUAUUUUAGAAAUUAACAUUUUUAAAAGGUGUAGAAGGCAACAUUUGUUCCUUUCAGUCAAUCCAAAGUAGCAACUUAUUUGUUGCUGACAACUGAAGGCCCAGAAUAGUGGAGAUUUUAGGAUUUAAGAACCUGACUUAGAAAAACGUAUUCCCCAUUGGGAAAGACUGGCUCAGUGUGGAUCGGUAUUCAUUAUGGUGCAUGUUUCAAAUUUUCUUGCAAAUUAUUUUGUAUCUUGUUUGAUAUUAAGUGAUAUUUUCAGUGUAUGAUUUCAAAGGUGGUAGGAAGUAAGAGCUGGAGUCUGACCACGCACAGUCUUACUAGCUGCGUGCUUCUGAAAGUGUUCCACGGAGCCUGCCCCACCCCAAGAGGUGAGCUGCCUGCUGAAAGGAGAGCAGAUUGAAAACGUUUUAGAUUGUGCUAGUUAGGGCCGGAGAGACAGUACAGCAGGGAGGGCACUUGCCUUGUACACGGCCAAUUUCAGCUCAGUCUCCAGCAUCCCAUAUGAUCCCCGUGAAUGAUCCCUCCAUGCAGAGGGAGUUACCCAGGAGUGGCCCCUGAGCACAAUCCAGGAGUUACCCCUGAGCACUGCCAGGUGUGGCCCCCAGACAAAUACAGACAAAAAGAUUGCACCAGUUCUGCUCAAAUAAAUGCCUGUUCUGAAACUCGUAGGUAAUUGAGAUUUUGUUUCUGACUUACAUCUUAGACAUGAGCUCUAAGUAUAUGGUGAUAUUAGACCGAGCAUAUUGUGAAGUAUUAAACUACAAGUAGUGCUGUACUCUUAAUUAGAUGACUGCUCACGAGAUAGAUUUGAAAUUGAGAAAGUAAAUUCUGUAAUAAUUAUGGCCCUUAUGGUUAGCAGUUUGGUAUUGGUAUAUUUGCUUACGGAAUGCAACAAUGCCAAAGGAAGAAACCAUAGCAGGAAAAAUAUAGGCCAUUUUUUAAAGUUUAGAUUACUUGCUUUAAACUGUACUUGCAGUUUUUUGCAAUUUCUAAUCUUUUUCAUCCUUUAAUUUAAGAAUGAGAGCCAUGAUGUUUUGAUUUAUAAAGGCAAAUUUAAUGCACGUGGGUAACUAAAUCCAUAGCAAAGUUUUCUAUUAAAUUUUAUAAAAUUUUUAAUAGCUAAUUAUGUCCUUACUCUAUUUUGGAGAAUUGAACAACAGCAAAUACUGUAGACUUACUUAACGGUUUACUUCGUCAUUUAUGUUACGAAUAUAAGACCUAUUCAUUGGUGUUUCUGAAAACCAUUUAGUUGUUAAGGUGCCUCUACCAUUGACUUUUCUUUAAACCUCUUUUGACAUUAGAUUUGCAAAUUUUAAAAGGAAUCUGAAAAGCAGAUUUACCAGCAGUUUGCUAAGGUACAGGAUCAGUGUUCUUUUGUAGGUUCCUUUUCUCAUAAAACAAGUGCUGAACAGGGAUGAAAUCUGACAUACUUAAGAGGAAAAGAAUCUAGGCUAAAAAAUAGAGAUGCAUAUUUUUCAUACGUAUUAUGGCAAUAAAGGUUAAUUUAAGGUUAAGUCCGAGGUUAAUUUCAAUCUCAAAUAGUCACCUUCUACCUUAAAGAUGGAACCUUCUGGAAAACAUCAACCUUUGUACCAUCCUCACUGCCAGAGUAAGUACACACAUCCACACAACUUAGAAGGUAAAAGUAACAAGUUCGAAUGUUGUCACAAUGAGACCAAUAGUAGAACAUUCACUGUUCAGUGAUUUAAUGAAGAUCUUGAAGUGAAUUCUGAAGUCUUCCAAUUUUUACACUUAUUGGAGGUGUCCCUGCAAUCUGUCAGCCUGUUUAAGUUUCUUAUUUUGUGCCUCAGUGUUCACGAAUUUCCAAAAAUGUAACGCUAGCUUUCUUAUUUUUACUCUUUAUUAAAUUUAAUACAAGAUGUGACUGGAGUAGUUGAAAAGUUUUUUUUGCAUUAUUUGCAGUAGGGAGGGGGUCAUUCACCCUCUGCAAAGGGCAGAUUUUGAAAAUUCAAUUUGGGUGAAAGAUUUGCUAGUUUUUGAGAAAGAUUUGCUAUCUUAAACUCAACCUGGUUUUUCUACUUUCAUGUAAAUGACUGGGAUGCUACCUUAUAAACUCUUCCAAGGUCAUGUUUGUGAAAUAAACAUUACAUGAGAGCUUUCCUGUCAUCCAUACCAUAUGUGUCGUCCGGGAGUGUUGAACAAAUUGAGUUCCUAAAUCGUAAUCUCUUCGUCUGGUAUAGACAAUUUUGAAUGUGUGCUACUACAUACUGAGAUGAUGAUGCUGUGUACAAUUUUAAUGGUAGCAGUUUCUGUAUGCAGUAGGCUGAACUAUUUUGAUGAACUGCUUAAUUUUUUGGAUUUUAUUUUUUAAGUUGUAUAAUUUAUUUUCUUGCAAAAUAAAAAUGUGAUAUAAAAGCUUUCACUUAUUCAGAAAGUGUUGAUGUUCUAGUUCCUGGGUUUAAUUAAAAUUUUUGUAAUAGA
Messenger RNA from Sorex fumeus (smoky shrew), 6140 nucleotides. RefSeq names its product cullin 5 (gene CUL5). Gene Ontology annotation, cellular component: SCF ubiquitin ligase complex; Cul5-RING ubiquitin ligase complex. The coding region runs from base 82 to 2424 and encodes 780 amino acids. Gene Ontology annotation, molecular function: ubiquitin protein ligase binding. Lineage: Eukaryota; Metazoa; Chordata; Mammalia; Eulipotyphla; Soricidae. The transcript is spliced from 19 exons. Gene Ontology annotation, biological process: protein ubiquitination; SCF-dependent proteasomal ubiquitin-dependent protein catabolic process. The record is from RefSeq and is a predicted model, not a curated record.